Lentinula edodes (shiitake mushroom) is the source of this 507-nucleotide messenger RNA. Its product is annotated as Avidin/streptavidin. Gene Ontology annotation, molecular function: biotin binding. NCBI's taxonomy places the organism in Eukaryota, Fungi, Basidiomycota, Agaricomycetes, Agaricales, Omphalotaceae. The record is from RefSeq and is a predicted model, not a curated record. The transcript has 2 exons. The coding region runs from base 1 to 507 and encodes 168 amino acids.
AUGACUCGUUCCCUUGUUACCCUUCUUGUUCUUGGCCUCUCCUGUGUCUCCGGUGCUCCUACGGCAUCUGAAUUGCCACAAGUCGGAAACCAGCUUUCCAUGAACUUGGAAACUGUAGCUCCUACAGCGACAUUGGGGCACAUUGUUGGUGAACUCUCCGGAACCUGGAUCAACGAGCUUGGCUCGACCGUUACACUGAUCGCAGACCUGGAAGGCGGUCUCAGCGGGCAAUACAAUUCCGCUGUCGGUAACGCUUUGAGUUUCUACAACCUCACCGGCCGAUUUGAUACGCUCCCACCCGCGGGCAGAGGCGUUUCCGUUGGCUGGGUUGUGACGUGGAAGAACAAGUACCUCAAUGCACAUUCUACCACAACUUGGAGCGGUCAAUACUUUAACAAAGGCGGUUCCGAGACUAUAAUCACCCAGUGGCUGCUGACCGGCAGCACCACUCCGAACAAUGUCUGGGCAUCAACCACCAUAGGACAUGAUGAAUUCAUUCGUAAAUGA